This is a messenger RNA of Hemibagrus wyckioides, 5135 nucleotides long. It is a transcript of the gene rasal3, whose product is annotated as RAS protein activator like 3. The record is from RefSeq and is a predicted model, not a curated record. NCBI's taxonomy places the organism in Eukaryota, Metazoa, Chordata, Actinopteri, Siluriformes, Bagridae. Gene Ontology annotation, biological process: regulation of GTPase activity. The coding region runs from base 621 to 3983 and encodes 1120 amino acids. The transcript is spliced from 17 exons.
UUUGUCUUCUUAUUUUAUAUUCUACACUCGUCUUUUCCUUUUUCUGAUUUUUUUCUUCGUUUUUUUUCUUUUUGUUUUCUUUAUCUGUCAUCCCUCACUCACUUGUGUGUGUAUUCACUUUCUGAUGACUGUUAAAGGUGGACGCAUUUAAAGCCACAUAGAUUCUCUCUCUCUCUCUCUCUCUCUCCCCCUUUUACACACACACACACACAUGCACAUGCACACACACCACUUCUGACAUUUCCGUUGCAGGAAACGACCUCAGAAACUCUAGAGAAGAGAAGGGCAGGCAGUGCACAUUAUAAAGCUGGAGGUUCUGGAGAACUCUGUGGAGUUUGUAUUAAAGGUUCUGGUCACUCAGGUCCUCAGAGGAACAGCAGGAACAAUAAAAACCUGAAAACAUCUCAGUGGCCGUCAUUUGUAGAGAAGACAGAGCUCAGACGUUGGACGUUUCCUAUAAAUACAUGCAACAGGAAGUGGUUAUGAAGCAGAGCGCGUGCAGACCCAGGGAGUGUGUGAGAAGCUGAAACAGUAAGGAUCAGUAAAGAACUGACCGUGACGGGAGCUAAACCUCUGAGAGUGAAGUAACUCCAUCCUUCCAUCACUCCUUCACUACAUCUAUGGGAACUGAUAAGGAGUCUGAGGCGGAGGCGCGCGCAGAGAUGGAGAAAGAUGAGGUGAUGCAUGAGGAGGAGAACGGAGGAGAGCGCGCGGACGAUGGGAACUUAUUAAACACGUACACCUGGCACACGGAGGGCGCGCGCGGCGAUCCAUCAGAGAAAAGCACGGGAAACAAGUGGAGUAAGAUGCAGAGCUGGAGGAAAACGCUGAGUGAGGACACGCCCUCUAAAUCACCGGCACCGUCACCGGCACCGGGGUCGCGUGGGGGGGGCGGAGGCACCAAACCCGCCAGUGGGAGGAAGAACCCAUUCCGCAGAGCGCUGUCAGAACCUCCCGGCUCGCUCCUGUCCUCCAUCCUGUCUCCUUCAUCAUCAUCAUCACCUUCACCGGUGGAGACCGGCGCGGCCGCGGACACGCCACAGGGCGGGAAAUUCCGCAAAUACCUGCGCCAGGUGUCCCAGAGACUGAAGAGGCCACGCGCACAAAACCGAAACAACACGAGCACCGCACAACAACAACAACAACAACAACAGCGCGAGGAUGUGCCAAGUGUGGACCCUGCAGAUUCAGUUCAGUUCUCCUGGGUUCCUCAGGAUGUUCCUGUGUGGGACAUCAAUAACUGUAUCCUUCAGGAUGGACAGAUCUUCAUCUCCCGAGAGGAGGAGCCGUUGUUACGGAUGAGGAAUCGGGCAAGCAGCUGUCUGUCAUCUCUCAGUCUGCAGAACCUCACUGAGAGUCACUCCAACCUUGAGUGCACUCCAGAUCACGCCCCUGUGUCCAGCACCCUGAAGCCCAAAACUCAGGACGGUGGAGUGAGAAUGAAGAUAAAGCGUCGUCUGCAGGGUGGAGCUCACAGGAAACUGAGUAACCCUCAGCUGAACGUAGUGGGACUGAGUCCUGCAGCACGGUUUGGUUCUCGAGAAUCUCUCUCAGUACCCCUGAGUGCAGCUGAAAGUCUGGACGUGAGUUCGGACUGUACCACUGUGAUUCGGCCGGUGCACAGCUCCAUCCUGGGAGAGAAGUACUGCUUUGAAGUGAUAAACUCGGACAGUAACCACUGCUUCGGCUGCAGCUCUGCAGCCGAGAGAGAUCGCUGGAUCGAGAACCUGCGGCGCACUGCUCGGCCAAAUAAGGAUAACUGUGAGCGCACGGAGAACUCCCUCAGCCUGUGGGUGAACGAAGCUAAAGGUCUCCCAGCAAAAAAACGCUACUACUGUGAGGUUUAUCUCGACGGUACGCUGUUUGCUCGUACCAGUAGCCGUGCCGUGGGUAAAGCAUCAUCAAACCCUGUGAAUGACGGAGGGUCAAGCACCGUGGGCGUGUCUUCUGGAGGAAGUGGAAGUGCAGGGGGGUGCCAGCUGUUUUGGGGCGAGCUUUUCGAGCUUGAUAAUCUGCCCCCUGUUACACAGAUCACACUCCACCUGUUCCGUGAUGAUGACCCCAAAAAAAAGCGCCACUCGAAGGAUGAGAGCAUCUCUUACCCCUUGGGCAGCGUGGCUCUGUCUCUGGCAAACAUUAAAGGACGAGUGUUUCAGGAGAAAUGGUAUCCCAUCAUUCCCUACAAGCCUCCAGGUACAGGUGGGGCAAAGGAGCAGCUUGGGCCACAGGCGAGUAUCCGGGUGAAGGCCCGAUUCCAGAACCUGCAGGUGCUGCCCAUCGAGAGAUAUAAGGAGUUUGCGGAGUCUGUCACACGGGGGUAUGUGGAGAUGUGUAGCAACCUGGAGCCUCUGCUGAAUGUCAGAGAUAAAGAAGAGCUGGCUGGAGCACUUGUCCAUGUCCUACAGAGCAUCGGAAAGGCCAAGGAUUUCCUGAUCGAACUGGGUCGUGCUGAAGUCCAGCGCUCGGGCGAGAACGAAGCUCUAAUCUUCAGAGAAAACACUUUGGCCACCAAAGCCAUAGACGAGUACAUGAAGCUGGUGGGGCAGAAAUAUCUCAUCGAUACCCUUGGAGAUUUUAUCGCUCGCCUGUAUGCAACCUCAGAAAGCUGUGAAGUCGAUCCGCAGAAAUGUUCUGCCUCCGAGCUGCUGGUCAACCAGCGCCACCUGAAGGAAGCGUGUGGAGAAGUGGUGCGGCAGAUCACCGAGACGCACAGCUCUUUUCCAGUGGAACUGAAUGAAAUUUUCUCCAGCUGGGUGUCUGAUUGUGAGGAACGGGGACGAGCGGACAUCGGAUACCGCCUCAUUUCAGCAUCUUUGUUUCUCCGGUUCCUCUGUCCAGCCAUCCUCAGUCCCUCUCUUUUCGGACUGACCCAACCGUACCCAGAACCCAACACGCUCCGUACUCUGACUCUCACAGCUAAGGUGCUGCAGAACCUCGCUAAUUUCACCCCGUUUGGAGAGAAAGAAGAGUACAUGCUGUUUAUGAAUGAGUUCCUGGAGGAACACUGGGAUGAUAUGAGGACUUUCCUGCAGAAAGUAUCAAACCCUGACAGUGAAAUAGAGAUGGCUCACUUUGAUGGUUAUGUGGAUCUUCCUUUACGCCUUGCUGUGCUUCACGGCCUGCUGGUGGAUAUCAUCUCCCCAAUGAAACUGGAAACUAUAAACAACCUGCAGCCACUACCCUCCGUCCUUAACCAGAUCACCGAGCACCUCGGCCCAGAUGUUCCCCGGAUUACCUGCAGCAGGUAUAGUGCUGAAACAGCCAAGCCCACAUAUGUUCCUCCCAAAGAUCUCGACAAGUACAGUCCACUGAACACGUCCCUCCUGCAACUGCAACAAAUAAACCCGAUAUCCACACAGGCCAAGGGCAAAAACCGCAAGCAGGUGACAAGGACACAGAGUGUCCCUGCCUCUGAGAGACACCACCGCCAUCCUCUGAAGAGAACAACCAGCAACACUGAGUUGACUGAGACACCUGACAUCCACCAUGAGGAGAACCACAUGAAGAUCUCACCACCACAGCAAAUCUUGACUAAUAAACCUGCACCUGCUCCUGUUCCCUGGAUCAAAGAGCAUGUUCAGGCCGAAACAAGCCUGCUGGAAAAGUAUUCUCUGGAGUUGUGUGAGCUGCGUUUGGGGGUGGAUCAGGUGACAGACCGUGAGCUGGAGAUGGCGAAGCGGUUGGAGGAUUUCAUCGCUGCGAGUCAGGAGCAGCAGACGCAGCUGCAGGCUGAACUGCAGGAACUGCGCAGUGUGUUAGCUCUGAGAGAGGAGCAACUCGCUAGUGCCACCUUCAGACUGGGUGUGAUUGAGGAGGAGCGUGAGGAAGAUGAGAGGAAACUGAGUGUCGCUCUGGUAGCAGCGGAACGUAUGAAUGUGUUGGAGGAGCAGUUUGCUCGUCUGUUACAGGACAUGCAGCAGCUAAAUACAGUGCAGGGUGACGACCUGAGCGCAUCACACAUCAGUGAGACACCUAGUCAGUGAGACAGUGUGUAUGAUGUCAUAACAUGUGGUUAAGGGUUUUUUACCCAUAAUCCUUUACAUUUAGUUUUUGCUUCUGUGAUGUUACGCUGUGAAGUAGUGUUAGAGUGUUAGUGUUAGUGAUGGUUCAUGAUGUGAUGUGAUGUGUUCAUGGUUGUGUGGCACUCUUACACUUACAAACAAAUAUAAAGUUGUGUGAAUAAAAUGUCAGAGAGAUAGAGAAAGAGAGUGAGAGGGUGUGAGAGAGAGAGAGUGUGAGAGAGAGUGAGAGAGAAAGAGAGAGUGUGUGUAUGUGUGUAUGUGUGUCAGUGUGUGUGUGCGUAUGUGUGUGUGUGUGCGUAUGUGUGUGUGUGUGUGUGUGUGUGUGUGCGUAUGUGCGUGUGUGUGCGUAUGUGUGUGUGUGCGUGUGUGUGUGCGUGUGUGUGUGUGCGUAUGUGUGUGCGUGUGUGUGUGUGUGCGUGCGUGUGUGCGUGUGUGUGUGUGUGUGUGCGUGUGUGUGUGUGUGCGUAUGUGCGUGUGCGUGUGUGUGUGUGUGUGUGCGUAUGUGUGUGCGUGUGUGUGUGCGUGUGUGUGUAUGUGUGUGCGUGUGUGCGUGUGUAUGUGUGUGUGUGUGCGUGUGUGCGUGUGUGUGUGUGUGCGUGUGUGUGUAUGUGUGUGCGUGUGUGCGUGUGUAUGUGUGUGUGUGUGCGUGUGCGUGUGUGUGUGUGCGUGUGUAUGUGUGUGUGUGUGCGUAUGUGUGUGCGUGUGUGUGUGCGUGUGUGUGUGUGCGUGUGUGUGUGUGUGUGUGUGUGUGAGAGAGAGUAAAUUCACCAAUGAAACAUUUUUUUCUGAACAGUUCUGUUAUGUUUUUGGUUCCUCCAGCGUUUAAUCUGCAGUGUUCUGAGAAGUUUUUUUUAAUGUAAUGUUUAUAAAAUCACUGUAAUGUUAACGCUGAGGCUUUACAUAUAUCCCUCGUUUUUUUAAUGUCAUUUCUUGUGUGCACAAAGCUGAAGUUUUUACAGACCGAUGCUGCAGCUCCACUUCACCGUCUCCAUGACGAUCUCAGAGUUGAUCCUGAUUGGCUGUUGCUCUGCUGACAACCACCUUUUUUUCUUUUUUAAAUGAUCACAUUUUAAAUUCUGUUUUCGCUAAUAAAAUUCCUAUAUUUUGACUCCA